This is a messenger RNA of Desarmillaria tabescens, 2355 nucleotides long. RefSeq lists its product as uncharacterized. The record is from RefSeq and is a predicted model, not a curated record. Bases 1 to 2355 code for a protein of 784 amino acids. The transcript is spliced from 6 exons. NCBI's taxonomy places the organism in Eukaryota, Fungi, Basidiomycota, Agaricomycetes, Agaricales, Physalacriaceae.
AUGGACACACCCCGGUACUAUGUGGAACAGGAUGCCAAAUUUAAAGGUGGAGGCGACGAGCUCCCAACCUACGACGACCUCGCAGCACAGAAUGGUCCUAAUUCCAGGUUCGGUCGGUGGAGAGGAUGGGUCGAGAAACGAGCUGCUGAGCGCUACAUGGAUGUCACCCCGGAGGAACGCGCAAGAAGACGUGAACGCGGGUGGGGAAAUGAUGAACUGGUGUGCCUGUCUAUAUGCCUUUCUGGCCCCCUAAGUAGUAUUGUCCUAAUUACUGUUUAUCUGUUCCAGGACGAGACAUCCCAGUCAAGCAGUCUAAGUGUUCCCCCCAUCAUUCAAGAGCCAACAACUCCAACGGCAAAUAAUUAUCUUCAUAUCCGGACUGAAGACCUAAAUUUAUGCACGCCGCCUCCAGAAACGCCGCGAUUAAAUUCUCCAUUGCCACCCUUACCCGCUAUCAGCACAAGAAUACGUCCUACGCAUCUAAAGAUGAAUAAUUUUGGGUCGCGAUUUCUUCCUCACGCAACGGCUCCCAUCCGUUGUCUACUUCCCCUCCUUUCCGGAAGGCUCUUGCUCAUCGGUCACGAUGAAGGUCUUUCCGUUCUGGAUAUGUACCCACAGGAAUGGUCGGAAACAGACGUGGGGAUCACGAUCAAAGGCCCAGAAGAGGCUGUAUCACGGCAGAUAUGGCUCGGUGAAGGCGUCUACCAAUUAUCUCUGCUUGAGGUAGAGCAAACAGGAGAAGGAACACCUCAAGGCGUCGUCCUUGCUCUUGUUGGACCAGAUCCUAAUUCACCGAUCUCGAAAGACGUAGAAUCUCUCCGAACACUUCGCAUGUACAACCUGUCUAGUUUAACCAGCCUUGCGAAAUGGGCGGUAGCCCAGAAGGGAAAACGGCCACUAGACUUGUCGAGACCGUCAAAUUGGGUUGCGCAGCAGUCACCCGUAAAAAAGCAUCGUCCACGAAGUAGUAUAGCACGCGGGCUAAAAUCCUGGAUUGAGGCACCCAAUAAUCACCCUGUGGAGCCGCCUACGUCUUCAUACCACAACCUGCUGUCUCCUGCUUCGCUGAUCGGCGCCUCGAACGUUGGAAGUCGACCAGGAAGUCGCUCACCAUCACCCAACCGACCAGGUUCAGAUGAGUCAACGUGGGACGUCAUCAAUGACCUGCCACUCCGAUGGGCAACUGAUUUUGUUCCUCUGGCAUCUACUGGCUCUCGUCUAGCAAACUCAAGUGUCAUCUCUUACGCUCUAUGGAAUCAGAGCGACCGCAAUACUAGUGGCCGAAUGCUGGCAGUAGCCACGAAGUCAAAUAUACUGCUGUAUGAAACGCCCAAAGGGGAGCGUGCUUUUCAUUUUGUCAAGGAUUUCUACACCCCUUUGACACCAAGAAGCAUUACCUUUUUCCAGCAAGUCGUGCAUGAUGUAGCGCGAAGUCCAUCCGACACAGGAUCCUCUUCGCGAUUUCAUCAUGGACACAGGAGGUCUGAUAGCAGUAGUACUGCGCGAGGCGAUCGCGCACUUACGCCUCCCAACGCACUCCUAAGCUAUGGUACCCAUCUCAGUAUCUUUGUCGUUUUCGACAAGAAAGCUGGCUGGAUCCGCCUGGCUGAUUCUGCUGUUGGGGAGGUGGAGCUCUACGACGACAGCGCAGGAUCCAGUCAUUCACGCGAACUCAACAGCUCGCUCAAUUCACGGAGGUCUCGUUAUUCCGUAGACUUCAGCUCAGCAUUGGGUAAAUGGAUACCUCCCGUACAAUGCGAGAUACCCCUCCCUUCUUCGUCAAAGUACCCUCUGACCAAGAAAGUCCAUUUGUUGACUCGAGGUAAACAGACUCACAUUCUGCCUUGCCCGGUACCUACGGGUACCUCAAACUCGUAUCCACCGUUACGAGUGAUUAUCUGGAAGUCACCGCCAACAAGUGUGACGCCAAGGAUUUGUUCGAACAAUGAUGGUGAUUCUCCAUCAAGAUUUCUUCAGCUGAUCGCUCUCGGUGAGCACGGGGUGGAGGUGCAGGAGAUGUCCGUAAGCUUCCUAAGCAAAGGCAAGGGAAAGGCUCGGGCUGAUGACAUCGUUUAUGGCGAGGAUGAUGCUGGAGGUGACACAGGCUUCCUCUGUGUCGGCGGGCAUUGGGAUCAACCACUUUAUCCGCCAUAUCAACCACUCAACCGAUCCUCCAGUAGUGCGAGUGAUAUCUCGUUGGAGUCCGUUAAUAGCAUGGAAUCAGGCGAACUCCUGGCGAAGAUGAAGAUGGAUCAAGGGUUGUAUGGUUGGUGCCGCAAGGGCCUGGAGGAUUGGAGAGUCUUCUGGUUGGGCGGUUCGACCGUAGAUGACGACGAAUCUGACGAAGACGAUUGA